AGAGCCUAUUUUCUUAGCUAUCCUUGUUUUUAUUCCUCGUUUUAAUAUUCUAAAAGAAAAGAAGAAAAAAAAAAAGAAAAAGAAGAUAAUCAAAUGAGAAUACAUUCCUCUAAUCAUCCAUGGUUUUUACUAGCCAUCCUCGUGGUUCUCCUCUCUUUCUCUGGAGCUCUCUCAAGCACACACAAAGAGAAGACAACCUCAAAGAAUCCGAAGAAAGAAGUAACUUAUGAUGGAACGUCUUUAAUAAUCAAUGGAAAGAGAGAGUUACUUUACUCUGGCUCCAUACAUUACCCUCGUAGCACUCCUGAUAUGUGGCCGAAGGUCAUCAAGAGAGCAAAACAAGGCGGUUUGAAUACGAUUCAGACAUAUGUUUUUUGGAAUGUUCAUGAGCCUGUGCAGGGGAAGUUCAAUUUUUCGGGUAGAGCCGAUUUAGUGAAGUUCGUUAAACUGAUCGAGAAGAAUGGUAUGUAUGUAACGUUGAGGCCUGGACCUUUUAUUCAGGCUGAAUGGAAUCAUGGAGGACUUCCUUACUGGCUAAGAGAAGUUCCCGGGAUCUUCUUCCGUACCGACAACAAACCAUUCAAGGAACAUACAGAGAGGUAUGUGAAGGUGAUACUUGAUAAGAUGAAGCAAGAGAAGCUUUUUGCUUCACAAGGAGGCCCCAUUAUUUUAGGACAGAUAGAGAAUGAAUAUAGCGCGGUUGAACGUGCAUAUAAAGAAGAUGGAGUAAACUACAUUAAGUGGGCAGCUAAAUUAGUAGAUUCUAUGAAUUUGGGGAUCCCAUGGGUUAUGUGUAAGCAAAAUAAUGCUCCUGAUCCUAUGAUCAAUGCUUGCAAUGGAAGACAUUGUGGUGAUACAUUCCCUGGUCCCAACAAAAAGAACAAGCCAUCUUUAUGGACAGAGAAUUGGACUACUCAGUUUCGAGUUUUUGGCGAUCCGCCAGCCCACAGAUCUGUAGAAGACAUCGCCUAUUCUGUUGCUCGGUUCUUUUCCAAGAACGGAAGCCAUGUUAACUACUACAUGUAUCAUGGCGGUACUAACUUUGGAAGAACCUCUGCACAUUAUGUAACCACUCGUUACUAUGAUGAUGCACCUCUUGAUGAAUUCGGAUUGGAAAGGGAGCCUAAGUACGGUCAUCUAAAACUUCUUCACAACGCGCUUAACUUAUGCAAGAAGGCACUUCUAUGGGGCCAUUCCCGAACUGAGAAGCCUGGCAAAGACACAGAGAUACGGUACUACGAGCAGCCUGGAACGAAAGUUUGUGCGGCGUUUCUAGCUAACAAUAACACAGAAGCUGCAGAAACAAUCAAAUUCAAGGGCAAGGAAUAUGUUAUACCGCCUCGCUCCAUCAGUAUUCUCCCGGACUGCAAAACUGUUGUUUACAGCACAGCGGAGGUCAUCUCUCAGCACACUUCUAGGAACUAUGUGAAGUCGAAGAAGGCUAAUAAGAAGUUUGAUUUUAAGGUGUUCACCGAGACAAUUCCUAGUGAGCUUAAAGGUGAAUCUUUUAUCCCCGUUGAGCUCUAUGGCUUGACGGAAGACGUGACUGAUUACGGAUGGUACACAACAAACUUCAAGACAGAUGACAAUGACCUUAAGAAGAAAGGAGGUAAGACUACUUUGAGAAUUGCAAGUCUUGGACACGCGUUGCAUGUCUGGCUCAAUGGAGAAUACCUUGGAAACGGGCAUGGUAGCCAUGAAGAGAAGAGUUUUAUUUUUCAGAAGCAGGUUUCUCUAAAAGAAGGAGAGAACCACCUAACUAUGUUAGGCGUUUUAACAGGAUUUCCGGACAGUGGAUCUUAUUUGGAGCAUAGAUACACAGGUCCGCGUAGUGUUUCCAUCUUAGGCCUCAGCUCUGGACCACUUGAUCUCACCGAGAAAAACAAAUGGGGAAACAAGGUGGGUAUGGAAGGCGAAAAGCUCGGUAUCCACGCCGAGAAAGGAUUAAAGAAGGUUAAAUGGCAGAAAUUCUCAGCAAAAGCACCAGGGCUUACAUGGUACCAGACACGCUUUGAUGCGCCAGAGAGCAAAAGCUCAGUAGCAAUUAGGAUGAAUGGAAUGGGGAAAGGUUUGAUUUGGGUGAAUGGAGAAGGUGUUGGUAGAUAUUGGAUGUCGUUUUUAUCGCCUUUAAAAAAUCCUACGCAAGUAGAGUAUCAUAUACCUAGGUCUUUCUUGAAGCCCAAGAAAAAUCUUCUGGUUAUAUUUGAGGAAGAACCAAAUGUGAAACCAGAGCUUAUCGACUUUGUCAUCAUUAACAGAGACACUGUGUGUUCUUACAUCGGAGAAAACUACACUCCUAGUGUACGACACUGGACCAAGAAAAAUGACAAAGUCCAAACCAUCACUGAUGAUGUUUUUCUCACGGCUAAUCUCAAGUGUUCCGGUACUAAGAAGAUCGCCGCUGUGGAAUUUGCUAGCUUCGGAAACCCAAAUGGGACUUGUGGAAAUUUCACCCUUGGAUCUUGUAAUGCUCCUGCCUCUAAGCAAGUCAUCGAGAAGUAUUGUUUGGGUAAAUCGGAGUGUGACAUUCCGGUGAACAAGAGCACAUUCCAGCAAGAUAAAAAGGAUUCAUGCCCCAAAGUCGUGAAGAUGCUUGCGGUGCAAGUCAAGUGCGGUCGCACCAAGAAGAACAAAGAAUCAGGAAUAUAAUUCUUUUAUUUGCUUUGAAAGGUUUUAUACUUUUGACUAGUCGAUACAAAACUUAUGUGUCAAUUGUUCUUCCAUUUUUGAAUUUAUUAAUUACAAUGCCUAUCUACGGAUUACAGUUUUGAUUUGAAAUACUGAUUGAUUAAAUACUUUGUCCAAGGGAUUUAGUUUUGCUUCCUAACUUCU
Messenger RNA from Brassica oleracea var. oleracea, 2832 nucleotides. Its product is annotated as beta-galactosidase 13-like. Gene Ontology annotation, biological process: carbohydrate metabolic process. The record is from RefSeq and is a predicted model, not a curated record. Gene Ontology annotation, cellular component: cell wall; vacuole. Bases 94 to 2649 code for a protein of 851 amino acids. Gene Ontology annotation, molecular function: beta-galactosidase activity; carbohydrate binding. NCBI's taxonomy places the organism in Eukaryota, Viridiplantae, Streptophyta, Magnoliopsida, Brassicales, Brassicaceae. The transcript has 18 exons.